UUUGGAGGCAAAAAGGUGAUAAUUUAAUAAAAAUAAACCUUUAUCAUCUGUCUAGCACAGUAUUUUCAGCAGCAUGAAGACCAAUCUGUGAGAGGACCACAAAUGAACAUUACAUGCACUUAGGGUUAGUUAAUUUUAUUAUUAACAAAAUUCCCAAAAACACGAAAUGAAAGACUCCUCACUGCUACAGAAAACACUUGUGAGCUGUGAUUUGCCAAGGCCGUUGUUAUUUUGCAAGGAUCAUGCAGUAUGCCCAAACGUAGGCUUGGUUUGACACUUUCUUUUUUUCAUAUUUAGACUGUAGAAGAAAACCGUUUCUAAUUUAAGAUAAUAAAGAAACUAGGCUCGUUAAAAAUGUGCCUUCUGAAAAUCAGACAUUUUGACCUUUGCAUGUACAGCUGUUGGUAAAUGACAAUGAUCCAAACAUUCUUUAAGUUUUGAACAAUUUAAUCUGUCUCAUUUUAGACUUUCACUUGGGUGUGUGUGACUUGUACUAUUCUAUAUCAGAUUGGUCAGCAUAUUCACAUCCUGUGCAGGUCUGGUUAAAGACUAUUUCUUUACCCAACAGAUUUCAAGAGAAGUUUCAGUUCCCUUUUUUCAUUACCAAUGAACAGCUUUUUUAACUGGAUUUUUUUUUUCAUGAAUUUACUGAUGGUGUAAGCAUACUUACACACACUCACACAUACUUCAUCUCAACUAAACUGGGAUAAUGGAGAGUGAAGGACGGCAGAAGUGUAACUUUGAUGGUGGAUUUGAUAAACUGGUUGGUCAAGAGGAUUUUCAAGAUGAACGUCCCGCUGAUCAACAAUCAAACCUAAGCUGGCAACAGCUUAAAGUGUCCAUAUUCAAUAUGAGUUCGGAGAGACGUCCCAGACUGGCAGCACUGGCCCUGGCACUUCUAGCUGCUCUUCUUUUAAUAGUUGACAUCAGCCUGGGAGCUCACUACAACAACCUCAAAGAUACCCACCUCACACUGGAUGAUGUAGAACUAAUCAGGGAAGACCUGGCCAAACUCAAGGAGGAUUACAAAACUGCUGUGGGAGUCAUGAAAGAUGCCCAGAAACAGACUGACAACGAGCUGAAUCAACAGGCAGAAACCAACUGGGAGUUUGAGCAUCAAACAAAAAGAACCAAAGACUAUGAAGCAGAGAUAGAAAAAACUACACAGGACAUUGGAAAACUGAGAUUACGCCUGCCACUGAUUAGUGAUGGAUGCAAACACUGUCCUGAAGGGUGGAUCCUCAUGAACUUCAUGUGUUAUUACUUCUCUUUUGUGGGCAAAAAGGAAAAGAGAACAUGGGAAAAAGCCAGAGUGUUCUGCCAAACGUACGGAGGAGAUCUUCUAAUCAUAGACAGCAAAGACACAGAGAAGUCAACUAUAGAUUACUUGAUGGAUCACCAAGAGCCAUCACAGUAUAAUGAAGAAUUCUGGAUAGGACUGAGAGAUUAUGAGGAGGAGGGGACUUGGAAAUGGGUGAAUGGAACACAUCUUGUUGAAGGGUACUGGAAAGAUGGAGAGCCAAAUGACACCCAUAACAAUGAGGAUUGUGCAACAGUGUCUCCCAAGAGAAACUUCUUCAAGGCUUGGAAUGAUGCCAAUUGUAAAUCCACCCAGAAAUGGAUUUGUGGAAAAGCACCAACAAGCUGAGGUUACUUCACUGAGGCAAAGAAUCUAACACAGUACACAUAUCUAUACAAUACAUGCUAGCUACUCUCACACAUGCCUCUGUAAGCACUAAAGACAAAUAAGUGAUUCCAUCAUGUCGGGAUGAUAUUUGAUCUGCUUAUGUAUAGUCUUCAUUUGUAGAUAUGAAAAAGAAAGUGUCUUCUUUCAAUUCUAAAUUUAGGAAUCUGAACAGAGUUAAAAAAAAAAUCAUGUGUAAAAAAAAAAAAUCUCAGAUGAACAUGAUGACUUUAUGCUUCUCUCUAAAAAUAAUAUAGCAGCAUGGAUUAGGUUUGUAAAGUUGUAUUUGAACAAACCACAAUAUUUGUGGAACAAUGUGCUUUGGACAGACCAAACCAAACUGAAGAUGUGUAGUUAUAAUGCCCAGCUCUUCUUUUAAUGAAAACUAAGUAAAGCAUACUAGUGCAAACAUCACAUGCCAACUUUCAAGCACAGUAGUGGAGAGCUGAUUAUUUGGGCUUGUUUUGCAGCCACAGGACCUAAGCUCCUUGCAGCCAGUCAGCCAACCAUGGACUGUUUUAUUUACCAAAACAAUGUAAAGUGAGAUGCGAGGUCAUUUGCCUAUCAGCUAAAGUUUGACUUAAACUGGGUCAUGCAACAGGACAAUGAUCCCAAACAAAGCUGCAAUGCUGGCUACAAUGACCCAGUCAAAGUCAAGACCUUAGUCUGAUUGACAUGCUGCGGUGGCUUAUUAAGAGCCCACAAACAGCAAUGAACUAAAGAAACAUUGUAAAGAAGAGUGGCCCAAAAUGCAAAUAACUGUUAGCAAAAGCAAUCACUUCAGGUUUGUGCCACUAAAGGUGGCUUUAUGAUCUACUGAAUCAGACGGUGUACUUUGGUUUUUGUGCACUUUUUCUGCAUUUUUUUAAGUUAAGAUCUAAUAAAGUGUUUCUGUUCUACAAAGGAUACUUUCUUUUCUUUUUCAUGACUGUGACUUGUCCUCAAAUAAUUGUUACAGUAUUACUAAAGGCUGUUCCAACAAUAUCUGUUUAUAAACCAGAUUAAUCAUGUAAAUUCUUUUUUUUAUAAUCUGUUUAUCUUUCUUUGGAUACAUGGUCAACAAGAUUUUUGCCUCAAAAAACCCUGAACUUAAAUAAAGUUUUAUGACAACAGUG
Melanotaenia boesemani (Boeseman's rainbowfish) is the source of this 2799-nucleotide messenger RNA. Its product is annotated as CD209 antigen-like protein E. The record is from RefSeq and is a predicted model, not a curated record. The coding region runs from base 710 to 1648 and encodes 312 amino acids. The transcript is spliced from 6 exons. Lineage: Eukaryota; Metazoa; Chordata; Actinopteri; Atheriniformes; Melanotaeniidae.